Symbiodinium sp. CCMP2456 is the source of this 285-nucleotide messenger RNA. The record is from the annotation of a GenBank genome assembly. NCBI's taxonomy places the organism in Eukaryota, Dinophyceae, Suessiales, Symbiodiniaceae.
AUGAAAACGGCGAACCUGGACAACUUCGAUGCUAUUCACGAGGAGGUUGCGAAGGUUAUGGAGAAGGAGCUCGACAAGUGCGGAUCCAUGAAGAUCAUGAUUCAAGGGGAGCACGACAAGGGCUGGGAGCAAGUGAAGAUGCGGAUGGAGCAACUUCAAGCCGCAAAGCAAAAGAUCCAGGAGAUGGAAGAGAGCACAUGCUUAGGGUGUAGGAUUGCAGUUUCUGGGGACGUAGAGCCUUGUUCGACCCUGCCUGUCCACAUUGCAGUCGUUAGAGAUCGUUAG